Molecule: messenger RNA, 2556 nt
Organism: Lycium ferocissimum
Lineage: Eukaryota; Viridiplantae; Streptophyta; Magnoliopsida; Solanales; Solanaceae
Product: transmembrane 9 superfamily member 11-like
Exons: 1
Coding region: 115-2091 (658 amino acids)
Biological process (GO): protein localization to membrane
Cellular component (GO): membrane
Source: RefSeq, a predicted model, not a curated record
UAUAUUGAAUCUAACACAUUUGCAUUGUUUACAAAAAUAUUUUCUUCAAGAUCCUUUUUGUUGGUCUUUUUCAUCUUUCAGAUCUCUAAGGAACCAUCCAAAACUUGGUGAUCGAUGGAUUUCUUUCAUAAGUUGAAGAAUUGGUUAUUGUUCUGUAGCUUGUUUCUUCAAUGUGCUAGUGGAUUUUAUCUACCUGGUAGUUUCCCACACAAAUAUUAUGUGGGUGAUCAAUUAUCUGUCAAAGUGAACUCCUUGACCUCAAUUGAUACAGAAUUACCUUAUGGAUAUUACAGCUUACCUUUUUGUAAACCUUUAGAAGGUAUCAAGGACAGUGCUGAAAACUUAGGUGAGCUUCUUAGGGGAGACAGAAUUGAAAACUCUCCCUAUAGGUUUAAGAUGCACGUAAACGAAAGUGAGUUAUUUUUGUGUCAAACAAAUGCAUUGUCAGCUGAUGAAUCCAAGGUUUUGAAAGAACGGAUCGAUGAGAUGUAUCAAGUCAAUCUGAUUCUUGAUAACCUCCCUGCAAUUCGGUAUAUGAACAGAGAAGGUUUUUCCCUUAGGUGGACUGGUUAUCCAGUUGGUAUUAAGGUUAAGGAUGUGUAUUAUGCGUUCAACCAUUUGAAAUUUACUGUGCUGGUUCACAAGUAUGAGAAGAGUAAUACUAUGCCUGGUGUGAUCGGGGCUGGAGAUGGUAUUGAGUUAAUUACAACAGACGAUAAGUCUGUCACAGACACGCCGAGUUACAUGGUUGUUGGAUUUGAAGUUGUCCCCUGCAGCUUUCAGCAUAAUAUAGAUUUGCUUAAGAAUCUAAAACAAUAUGAUAAGUAUCCUGCACCAAUUAAUUGUGAACCGGCUGCAGUAGCAGCGAUGAUUCAGGAUGGCAAGCCAUUGAUUUUUAGCUAUGAGGUCAGCUUUGUGGAGAGUGACAUUAAGUGGCCAUCAAGAUGGGAUGCAUAUUUAAAGAUGGAAGGUGCAAAAGUUCAUUGGUUUUCAAUUCUUAAUUCCAUGAUGGUUAUCACUUUCCUAGCUGGAAUAGUUCUGAUUAUUUUCUUGAGGACAAUUAGAAGAGAUCUAGCUCGGUAUGAAGAGCUUGACAAAGAGGCUCAAGCUCAGAUAAAUGAGGAAUUAUCAGGGUGGAAACUUGUCGUUGGCGAUGUCUUCAGAGUUCCAGAGAAUUCAGAGCUCCUCAGUAUGAUGGUUGCUGAUGGAUGUCGUAUUUUAGGAAUGGCACUUGUGACAAUAUUAUUUGCGGCUCUUGGAUUUAUGUCUCCAGCCUCUAGGGGCACGCUUAUCACUGGCAUGCUUUUGUUCUACAUGUUCUUAGGUAUUAUUGCUGGCUAUGUUGCUGUUUGGCUCAAGAAAACCAUGAGUGCUGGUAACACCAAUGGAUGGCUUUCAAUUGCGUGGAGAGUUUCUUGUUUUUUCCCUGGAAUUGCAUUUCUUAUACUAACUAUUCUGAAUUUCCUCUUAUGGGGAAGUCAUAGUACUGGUGCAAUUCCUUUCACUACAUACAUUGUUCUGUUGCUGUUGUGGUUUUGCAUCUCUAUGCCUCUUACACUCAUUGGUGGAUUUAUCGGUACAAAGGCUCCACACCUCGAGUACCCUUGUCGUAGCAACCAAAUUCCUCGGGAAAUCCCAGCAAACAGAUUUCCGACUUGGGUGCUAGUAAUUGGAGCAGGAACUCUGCCAUUUGGAACUCUGUUUAUUGAACUCUUCUUCAUCAUGUCUAGCAUAUGGCUCGGUCGUGUUUACUAUGUUUUCGGGUUUCUGUUGGUAGUGUUAAUCUUGCUAGUGGUUGUUUGUGCUGAAGUGUCUUUGGUCCUGACUUAUAUGCAUCUUUGCAUGGAAGAUUGGAGAUGGUGGUGGAAAUCAUUCUUCACGUCUGGCUCAGUGGCGAUCUACAUAUUUUUCUACUCUAUCAACUAUCUUGUUUUCGAUCUCAAGAGCCUUAGUGGGCCUGUCUCAGCUAUGCUGUACUUAGGCUACUCGCUUUUAAUGGCGCUUGCUGUUAUGCUAGCAACUGGAGCUAUAGGCUUCUUGACGUCUCUAUUCUUCGUGCAUCGUCUCUUCUCUUCAGUGAAAAUAGAUUGAAGAAGGUGACCUAGUUGAGUUCCAUUUUCAAGGUUAUUGCUGAUAACAUGAAGAUCGGGUGGAGACUAAUGUUAACCACAUGCAAAUUUUGCUAGCUUUAUAGUACUUUCUUCAAAAUAUUUCCAAUUUGUUGUCCUUUUGCUUCAUACAUUUGAAAGGAAAUAAGAUCAGUUUCUGAGAAAUUCUGAGAGUGUAUGAAGUGAGUUUAUACUAGCACUAAGAGUCUGCAGGCACAACACAUGGCUUCUCAGGUCUCAAAAACAUUUUUUAAUGGUUUUCAGGAUUCUUAUUCAUGUACUGUCAACCAUGGUGUUCGUUUAAAGACACUUCUAGUGAACACUUUCUUUCUUAGGAGCUUGCAUAUAAGUCUCCACUAGAGUUUGUUGUUUCAUUGCCGAACCUUAUACUAUGUUGAUCAAAGAAUAGAUUAAUUAUCAUCUUUGACUUAUCUAACUGAUAUAUUUA